Messenger RNA from Alnus glutinosa, 1701 nucleotides. RefSeq lists its product as uncharacterized. The record is from RefSeq and is a predicted model, not a curated record. The transcript has 17 exons. Bases 279 to 1451 code for a protein of 390 amino acids. NCBI's taxonomy places the organism in Eukaryota, Viridiplantae, Streptophyta, Magnoliopsida, Fagales, Betulaceae.
UCCUAUCGUGGGAGCCACAGAACAGUGCACGUGUAAUCCGCCCGUUAACACAAGGGUAGUCUUGGCAUUUAGAAAUCUCAGAAAGACCUCGCAAAACGCAUUGACGCAACACAUUUUCCUCCCCGGAGCCCGUUUCCUCUUACUCGGGGCCUGGGGGCACAGGCAAAGCCACUCGCUUCGAGGUAUUUCCUUUCUCAUAGCCAUCUCCAAAAAUUCCUGCCAACCUCAAAAUCCAACUAACUCCAGUGAAAAAUCAUCCGCUUGCCUCAAGUUUCAUAAUGACCAAAUCUUGGCUACCUGUAUUUGUCACAGCUCUUGUUUUACAGGCACUUGGGGCCGCCUCAGUUGUGGUACCGAGUUCCAAUUGCUAUGUCCUCGAUAAUUCUAGUCACAUUGUUGAUUUUAGUAGCUGGGUUGGGCAUCCUUUUGAGUAUGAUGAAGGGAAGGGCUCUGACUUGGUGGUUCGAUUUUGCAAAGAUGUGGAGAGUAGAUCACAAGCGGGAUAUGUGGAUUUUGGCCGAUUUGAUAAGCUCAACUACUUCGUUACUGGUUCAGGGCAAGUUGAUUUUGUUCAAGGUUUUUUCAAUGGUGACCUGAUGAAUUGUGAGCACAGUUAUGAUAAAAUGGGACGUACAGCUCAGGUAAAUGUUAUAUGUGGAAGUUGUUUAAAUGAAGAAUGUAAAGAUGGGCUUGGAUGCAUAUGCAAUGUUACCUAUGAGUCAACUUGCAGAGUUUUUGUUGAACUUGCUAUUCAAUGUGAGAGAUCCGGUCCACGGGUAUUUGAGGGCUUCACUGUUGGGUUUCAUCCACGAUCAUGGGAAAUUGUUUACAAUGGUAUGACCCAAUUGGGUUUUGAAAAGUCUCACCGUGAUUUCAGCUUUACAACUGAACAGGUUCAUGUAGCCCUUUAUAUGACCGCGAUUGCUUCUCUAUCGAAAUUGGUGCAGAAGCCUAUUAUUGAGGUUCUUCCAGAAAAUGGCCUGGAAGUUCGGUUAUCAGGCUCAGGGGCAACUGGGAAACCCCCUACAACUUUGUCGCCCACAGUGCUGAUUGUGGAUUGGAGAUGUGAGAAGGCCCGCAAUACUCCAUAUGAAGUUAAUGUCACUAUCCCAGUAGAGGGUUAUGAGCCCAUUCAAUUCAUUCUUACAAAAAUGUGUGAAUAUAGGCAGGAUCAAGGGGCAAGUGCGACCAGAGGGUGGGCUACAUUUGGAGUGGUAUCGUGCAUAUUCAUUGUCUGUUCAACAGUGUUUUGUUGCGGAGGAUUCAUUUACAAAACUCGAGUGGAACGCCUGCAUGGGAUUGAUGCAUUGCCGGGCAUGACAAUACUAUCUGCUUGCUUAGAAACUGUGAGUGGAGCAGGGCAAAGCUACUCGCGAGCAGAAGACCUUAACAAUGCCUUCGCCAAAGCCUCUUGGGAACAACCAAGUGAAAAGAAAUAUGGUUCCAUCUGAAUUCUAUAUACCUCGCCACAUUUCAAUUUCCAGCGAAUUUUAUACUGCAAAUCACACAUGUAUCAACCAAAGAUAUGCGGGAUCAUGAAGUCUCACCACCUUAUCAUACUAUAAUCGAAGUCUACAGCGAGAGUUUGUAAUCGCCCAUGUGAGUAUAUUUUCCUAAGUUCAUUUACUGCCUUCUUUGUUGUUGUAUUUGUUUUCUUACAUUUCAGAGAAUAUAUAUACAAUUUUGUCCGCAUCCUCCCCA